CCCACGAAGAAGAGCGAAACAAAGCACUCCAGUAUCUUCAGACCUCUGCAGAGACACAGAGGAUGAUGCUGAAUCAAAUAGAGGAGAUAAGCAAGAGGCUUAAGCAGAGUGUACAGAGUUGUUCUGAAGUUCAGGAAAAGCUGAGUGAAGCUAACAACAAGAUCAGCCAUGCUUGUCUGGACAAAGCUGUCUUGUCGACACAAGUGCUGAAACUGGAGGACAAUAUAAAAGAACUGAAGGCCAAAUUGAUAGAAGUUCUGUCUAACAAAGAUCACCUGAUGCAGGAGAAAAAGGACCUUCUCCAAAGGGUCUUGGAAAUGCAGCAGGAGAGAACCACACAUGAUCCCCAUGACUGUCUCCAUCAGUCUAACAAUAACCAGGACAAAGAAACUGUCUUGAUAAAGGAGGAAUUGACAUUUCUCAGACAGGUAAAUGAAAAGCUGAGAGGAGAACUGGAAAGCAUUGAGCAGAGUCUUGAAAUAUCACAACAUCAGCUACAUGAGCGAAAAGAAGAGAGAAUUACAAACGCCAAACACAUCACAGAUUUGGAGGCAAAAUGUUCUCAGCUGGUCAGAGAAAAUGACGAACUGCUGAAUAAAAUGAAUGAAAAUGGGCACAACAGCCCGACUGAGGCAAAAGAAAAAUGCUGCCAGCACAGGGAAUCUGUGGAAGUUUUGGAGUUAGAAAAGCAAAAACUGCAGGAUCAGUGUUUGUAUUCGGAGGCUCAGGUCAGAGAGAAGGAGAAUGUGCUGCAUUUGCAGAAGGAAGAGUAUCAGAAACAAGAUGCAAUGAGAGUCCAGCACAUUGAGGAACUCAAAGCUGUGGUCUCACAUUGGACUGACAAAUGGCAAAGAGCGGCUUUGAGUCUGCAGUCCAAACAAGACGAACUUGAAGAAUUCAAGAAAAACAUAAACAAAAAGGUUUGCGACUCUUUGCUAAGGGCUGAGCUGGAUGCAUGCAAACAGGAGCUGGAGCAAGAAAGAAGCAAGAAUCCGACUUUUCUUCAAAGAUAUGAAGACAAAGGUGGUGAAAUGGUGCUGAGUCAGACCGUUGACAGAGAGACGGAGACAGCCACAUCAGAGUCCUCUUUGAUAUGUGAGUCUCCAUCAGACUCCCAGAGCCACCAAAACAAAUCCCCCCAGGUUUUGAUACAAAGUCAUGAGGUUGAAAGACUGAGGCAGAAACUUGCAGAAAGAGAAAAAGAACUUAGUGAAAAAGAACAUACUUUGAAGAGUCUAGAAGGACUGAGGCAGAUGGAAAAAACUGAGGCUCAAAUUAAGAUUUCUGCUCUGGAGCUCAAGCUAAUGAAAAAGGUGUCUGAAGAUUGUCAAAACAAUGGAAGCCUGCAGACGGACUUCUCCAUUACUGACUCACUAAGAUUUCAGCUGGAUGAGAGCACGAGGAGGGCAGAGCAGCUGCAGCAAGAGAAAAUGCUGGCAGUCCAGAGGCUUCAAGCACUCAGACAACAGCUUUCCCCAGUUAAAGAUGAGACACCAUCUGUUGAAGGCAGGAAGGAUAAAACUUUAUGUACAGUUAAUCCAGAGACGGAGCAGCAAAGGAGAAUGGUCAAUGAGCAGUUAAAGUGCCUGUUUAAGGAGCGAGAAGGAAAGGAGACAGGAAAAGAAGCGAACGCGGCAGAAGCUGCUCAAAACCAGACUUCCACAUCUCUGGAUGUAAGGGGUACAGUGGACAGAAGAAACUGGCAGCAGGGCUCAGGUUUGACACCAGUGUUUGAGGAGGAUGAGGAGAACAGUGACUGGACGGGAGAGGAGGAAGAAGAUCCAGCAGAGGAGACUCAGGCUGGGUCUUAAGGUGCAAGCAGCCAAUCCAGCAUCCACAAACUGCAUCAGAACAAUCUUCUCACGUCUGUGAUGAGGGUGACCUGCAGCGGAGCCGCACACCUCCCCUUUAUCCUGAUGGAAUAUUCCUGGCUGAGAUUGUAGAUAUAUGUAGUCCUGAUGAAGGUGAAGAUGAAAAGGAGGGAAAAUUUUAGCAGUGUGUUUUGUGGUACAAAAGGCUUUAAACAAGUCUAUACAUAAACUGAUUGUUACAGCCUAAUUCAUCAGCUUCAUCUAUGUUUAAAAUAAAUUUUAGACAAACUGCUUUUUAAGUUUAGUAAAACGAUUG
This is a messenger RNA of Melanotaenia boesemani (Boeseman's rainbowfish), 2127 nucleotides long. RefSeq names its product girdin-like. NCBI's taxonomy places the organism in Eukaryota, Metazoa, Chordata, Actinopteri, Atheriniformes, Melanotaeniidae. The record is from RefSeq and is a predicted model, not a curated record. The transcript is spliced from 17 exons. The coding region runs from base 63 to 1811 and encodes 582 amino acids.